Messenger RNA from Chlamydomonas reinhardtii, 977 nucleotides. RefSeq lists its product as uncharacterized. The record is from RefSeq and is a predicted model, not a curated record. NCBI's taxonomy places the organism in Eukaryota, Viridiplantae, Chlorophyta, Chlorophyceae, Chlamydomonadales, Chlamydomonadaceae. The coding region runs from base 42 to 884 and encodes 280 amino acids. The transcript is spliced from 2 exons.
GAACAUACGCAACUUAUCAAAAGUACAACAGUCACCCAAAGAUGUUGAUGGCCAGCACUUGCACCCACGCGCCUAGCCGCCGUGGCUCCCUCGCAACGACCGUGUCGACGCGCACUGCCGCGUCACCCCGCUGGCUGCUACCCACGCCCCCACAGCGCCUGCCAGCCACGCGGCGCAAGCGACACGUCACGGCCGCCGCCUCUGGCUCUGCCGCAGCCCCGCACCCCGAUCGGGAUGAUGACGACGACCGCGUGCAUGACAGCCGCGGCGCUGCCCCCGCCCCGUCGGCGGGGCCCGACCUGGGCGCGGGCUCCGAGGGCGCGGGGGCGGGCUCGGCGGCUGUGGGCGGCGGCGGGGGCGGCAGCGGCAGCGGUGUGGCGGCGGCGCACGAGUCGCGUGUGGGCGGCGACACGGACAUUGCCAACUCGCUGCGGGACAGCGUGCACCCGGUGCCCUCCGGCAUGCCCGUCACCGUCCUGCCGCCCACACGUGAGGGCGUGGCGGCACCCACCCACCCGCCCACCGUCCCCAGCCCCAUGUCCGGCGACGCCGCCUCCUUCGAGCGCCGCGCCGCCGCACUGAACCCGGAUGCCAGCAGCGCCGCCAGUGGCGGCGGCGGCGGCGGCGGACACGUGGGUGUGGACAUGAGCAGUGCGUCCAGGGCGGAGCGGGCGUCGCGCGGUGCUGGCACGGUUGCGCCUGGCGGCGGGAGUGGUGGCGGUGGCAGCGGGAGUGGUGGUGGUGGUGGUGGUGGUGGUGGUGACGGCGGGAGUGGUGGCGGUGGCAGCGGGAGUGGUGGUGGCGGGAGUGGUGCUGGUGAGACGGGCCGCUCGCCUGACAGCGACACCAGCGCGCACGGCCAGGGCAGUCGCAACCAGAUGUAGGAAUGUAGAGCUACUACAACAUAUUGAACUGCAGGAGCACCGGAUUUGGGGAUACAGCAGGACGGGGGAUGCGGGACUCGGUAUUGUCAUGAA